AUGGAUUCGUCGGCUGUAAAUUUCAAUGUGACCGUGGAUGACUUCGACAGUGUGCUCUCGUAUCCCGACCAGUCUGUAUGGACAACACCGGACCCUUCGAGCUCGGACUACCUUCCAGAAAAUAGUUCGUGGCUUUUGGGUACUUUUCACAAGAGCGAUACCGUGAAUGCGUCCAUCAACUUCAACUUCACUGGCCCGGCGCUGUAUAUUUAUGGAUUCUCUGGCCCGGAAUACGGCUCGUAUGAAGUCCUGUUAGAUUCUUCUUCCGUGACCGCCAGUGCUUACUCCUCGAGUAAUGGUUCAACACCUCACCUUCUCUAUGGAACGAGCAAUUUGACCUAUGGAGAGCAUGAAAUUACAUUAUGCAAUCUUGGAGCUAUUUCAAGUAACGGAGAUGGAGGUGGAAAUUCCCUGCUGUUUGAUUUUCUGCGUUUUACAGUUCAACUCGCACCUGCUGGAGCGUCGGUUUCGAACACGACGAUACAAGAAAAUGAUUCAUCUCUGAGUUACACAGGCACUUGGGGCAGCAAUACAUCGGGCAAUUUCAGUGGAGGCGGGUCUUCGUACACGAAUGACGACAAUGCAUCAGUGUCCUUCCCUUUUAAUGGCUCCGCCAUCUAUGUUUUCGGCGACAAGAAAAACGACCAUGGCCUGUACAGUGUCGUACUUGACAAUGGCACCGAGCAGAUAUUCGACGGGGUAUCAGGAUGUGGAGGAGCGUUUGGGCAAACCUGCGAGCAGCAACAGCCUACAUUGGCGUAUUUCACAUCCAACCUUGCCGAAGGAGAACACUCGCUGAGUAUCACUAAUCUAGCGGGUGUGAACCAGUCGUAUUUCGAUCUCGAUAGCAUCGUGCUGACCAUCCCUUCGAGCUAUGCUCCCCGAACGCUCACGAAUAGCUCCGAUAGCUCUGGUUCCUCCUCAGGAAACUCAACGUCUGGUUCUGGAUCAGGUUCAUCUCCGAAUUCGACGAAUGCUGCACUUAUGACUCAACCAAUAUCUCUUGUAUCCACUCAUUGGUUCAUUCUUUUGAUUCUUGGUAUAUGGCUGCUGAACAGGCGGUGA
This is a messenger RNA of Lentinula edodes (shiitake mushroom), 1065 nucleotides long. RefSeq lists its product as uncharacterized. Lineage: Eukaryota; Fungi; Basidiomycota; Agaricomycetes; Agaricales; Omphalotaceae. The coding region runs from base 1 to 1065 and encodes 354 amino acids. The record is from RefSeq and is a predicted model, not a curated record. The transcript has 5 exons.